Messenger RNA from Hemibagrus wyckioides, 5312 nucleotides. It is a transcript of the gene smarcc2, whose product is annotated as SWI/SNF related, matrix associated, actin dependent regulator of chromatin, subfamily c, member 2. Gene Ontology annotation, biological process: positive regulation of DNA-templated transcription. The record is from RefSeq and is a predicted model, not a curated record. Bases 24 to 3125 code for a protein of 1033 amino acids. The transcript has 26 exons. Lineage: Eukaryota; Metazoa; Chordata; Actinopteri; Siluriformes; Bagridae. Gene Ontology annotation, cellular component: SWI/SNF complex; npBAF complex; nBAF complex. Gene Ontology annotation, molecular function: nucleosomal DNA binding; histone binding.
CACACGUCUGACUGGAGACAAAGAUGGCGGUGCGGAAGAAAGACGGCGGGCCGAAUGUGAAAUAUUUCGAAGCCUCAGACACCGUGUCUCAGUUCGACAAUGUCCGCGUGUGGCUGGGGAAGAAUUAUAAAAAGUAUAUCCAAGCGGAGCCUCCCACAAAUAAAUCACUGUCCAGUUUGGUGGUUCAGCUGCUGCAGUUUCAGGAGGAAGUGUUCGGUCGACAUGUCAGCAACCCUCCACUCACCAAACUACCGAUGAAGUGUUUUUUGGACUUUAAGGCGGGCGGAGCUCUGUGUCACAUCCUUGCUGCUGCUUACAAGUUCAAGAGUGACCAAGGAUGGCGGAGGUUUGAUUUCCAGAACCCUUCUAGAAUGGACCGGAAUGUGGAGAUGUUUAUGACCAUAGAGAAGUCUCUGGUACAGAAUAACUGUCUGACCCGGCCUGUGAUCUACCUGAGCUCAGAGAUCGAACCCAAACUUCUGGGAAAACUGAAGGAUAUUAUUAAACGACACCAGGGCUCGGUAACUGAUGAUAAACAGGCCAGUUCUCAUGUGGUGGUUCCGAUCCCCGCCAGUCUGGAGGAGGAGGAGUGGGUCCGUCCUGUGAUGAAGAGAGAUAAACAGAUGCUGCUGCACUGGGGUUACUGGCCUGACAGUUAUGAUACAUGGAUCUCAGCCAGUGAAGUGGAGGCUGUAGUGGAGGAUCCACCCAGUGCAGAGAAACCCAGGAAGGUUCAUGCUAAGUGGAUCCUGGAUCUGGAUCAGUAUAAUGAGUGGAUGAAUGAGGAAGACUAUGAGGUGGGUGAAGGAGGCACAAGGAGGAAAAGGAUCUCAGCUAAGACUCUGACAGAUGAAGUCAGCACUCCAGACGAGAGGAGAGAUAAAAAACCCGCCAACACCAAGAAACGCAAACGCUCCCCUUCACCAUCCCCAACUCCACCUCCUCAGGAGAGCAAGAAGAAGAACACCAAGAAAGGGCCUACUACACCCUACAAUAAGUCCAAGCGAGGUCAGAGGGAGGAGGAGCAGGAGGAUUUGACCAAAGACCUGGACGAGCCAUCACCUGUACCUGCGACAGAGGAGACACUUAAUAAAACAGUGACUAAAAAGGACUCUGACUCAACUCCAGUGAAGGGCGGGACUGAUGGAGAUGAACAAGAGGAUGAGGCAAUGGAGACAGUGGGGAAGGAGGAGGAUGAAGGUUCUGCCAGUGUGAAGGGAGAGCCAGUGAAAGGAUCUGAUCUACAUGAGGAUAACGUAACAGAACAGACACACCACAUCAUUAUUCCCAGCUACGCUGCCUGGUUCGACUACAACAGUGUUCAUGCUAUCGAGCGCAGAGCUCUGCCUGAGUUCUUCAAUGGAAAGAACAAAUCUAAGACCCCUGAGAUUUAUCUUGCCUACAGGAACUUUAUGAUAGAUACGUAUCGCUUGAACCCACAGGAGUAUUUGACGUCUACAGCUUGCCGUAGAAACCUGGCAGGAGAUGUGUGUGCCAUCAUGAGGGUCCAUGCCUUCCUGGAGCAGUGGGGUCUGAUUAAUUAUCAGGUGGAUUCUGAGAGCCGUCCCACCCCCAUGGGGCCACCGCCCACAUCUCACUUCCACGUCCUGGCAGAUACACCAUCCAGCCUUGUACCCCUGCAGCCAAAAGCCUCUCAGACUCCGUCCUCACAGCCGAUGAUGUCGUUCCCGGACAAAGUAAAGGACAAACCCACAGAUCUGCAGAACUUUGGGCUGAGGACGGACAUGUACAGCAAGAAGAGCGGCCCGUCUAAGGGUAAAAAUGCUGCAAGUGCCACACGGGAGUGGACUGAACAGGAAACUCUGCUGCUGCUGGAGGGUCUGGAGAUGUAUAAGGAUGACUGGAACAAGGUGUCGGAGCACGUGGGCAGUCGUACACAGGAUGAGUGUAUCCUUCACUUCCUGCGCUUGCCCAUCGAGGACCCGUACCUGGAGGAAGGUGCAACGUCUCUGGGGCCGCUGGCGUAUCAGCCGGUUCCGUUCAGCCAGGCGGGGAACCCGGUCAUGAGCACCGUGGCCUUCCUGGCUUCAGUGGUGGACCCACGAGUGGCCUCAGCCGCAGCCAAGUCUGCUCUAGAGGAGUUCUCCAGGAUGAAGGAGGAGGUUCCAGCAGCUCUGGUGGAGGCUCAUGUGCGGCGUGUGGAGGAAGCAGCCCGAGUAAGUGGCAGGCCAGAUCCACUGUACGGCCUGGAGGGCAGCGGCAUCGCAGGAACCGGCCUGGAAGAUGGAGAUAAGCCUGCAGAGGAGAGCAGUGACGAGAGCAAGAGCAGUGAUGCUCAAAACACGGAGGACAAGAGAGACAACAACAAGGAGGCUAAAGAUGGUGCGAGUGAGGAGGAGGAGAAGCAGGGUGAGAAUGGGAAGAAAGAAGAAGAAGGCAGUAAAGAGGCGGAGGCAGAGCGGGAGGCAGAGAAGACCGACUCAGACACAGGUGAUGUAGAGAAGGAGAAAGAAGGAAAAGAAGGAUCAGAGGAUGGACAGAGAGAAGGAGAGAGUGAUGGAGAGAGGAAAGCAAAGGUGGAGAGAGAUGUUGGUGAGGGGAAUCUGGCCACAGCUGCUGCCUCUGCACUCGCCGCUGCUGCAGUUAAAGCCAAGCACCUGGCAGCAGUGGAGGAGAGGAAGAUCAAGUCUCUAGUGGCUCUACUGGUGGAGACUCAGAUGAAGAAGCUGGAGAUCAAACUGAGACACUUUGAGGAGCUGGAAACCAUUAUGGACCGAGAGAGAGAGGCGUUGGAGUAUCAGAGGCAGCAGCUCCUGGCUGAUCGUCAGGCGUUCCACAUGGAGCAGUUGAAGUAUGCGGAGAUGAGGGCACGCCAGCAGCACUUCCAGCAGAUACAACACCAGCACCAUAGCAACCAACCCGGCAACCAGCCUGGCAGCGCACCGCCCAUCCCCCACCAAUCGGCACCUAACGCUAAUGCCCCACCUCCUGCUCCCAGUCUUGCCCCAGCAGCCUCUGCCAGCAACCCCAAUGAAGCCCCACCCGCCGCUGCCUCUCAUGGCUCCUCCCCCAACAACACACAGCCUGGAGCAGUGCAAGACUCCAGCACUGCACUAACAGGAGAUUCCCUCCAUCCGUCCGGCCCGGUGACCCCUGCACAGUGAACACACACACACAGGGUUUGAGGGAAUGAGAGGAUGAUGAAGUUUUGUUUCUGGGAGACUUUUAGUCUUUUAAACAUUUGACAUUAAACUGUUCAGGACCACAAAUCCAACUUCAACACACUAAUCUCUAUAGGCUCUGGACUCUACACUCUGAUGACCAGUGUUAAGUGUGGGUGUGUGUGUGAUCUAUGGUCCAGUGGUUUAUCUACAGAACCCUGGUGAUGUUCCACCACCUCACUGUAGCUCCUUCAGCUUCUCACAGGACAGGAAAUAAAACAUAAGCUGCACUUUUAAACCUUUUCCCGUUAUUUCUGGUUGGAAUGAUGAAGUAAGAUUUGAACCUGAAGCACUUAGAAACGUUAUUUUACUAAAAGUCUCCUGGGUUUUUGUAUUGAUGAUGAGGACAGAAUGAUGAUGAUGAUGAAGGUGUUUGUGUUUGUGUCAGGAUGAAGUCAGAGCUUUAGGUUUAGUUGCUCCAUUUGUUGGGAUUCAGUUCUUUUUAUUUUUUUACACGCUUUAUUUUGAGUAUUUUCCUGUCAGAGUAAAACUGUUAGCAUGAUUAUUACCUGAUGGACAGAACAGUGUUAAAGCCUGAAACUUUUCUUUGUUGACUGUAAAUGAACAUGUGUACUGUAAAACUUCAGAACCGUUCCACUGCAAACUCCUGACAUCACUUCCUCUUAAAGUUCCUCCACUUCCUCUACAGUUCCUCUUCCUUUCCUCUAAACAUCCCUUUUUCACUUUGUCUUUCAUCCCUGUUUCACACACACUCCAUUUCUCUAAGUGUUUAGAAGCAGGUGUUUAGUGAGUGUGUGUCCUGUUAUUUCACUCAGUGUUUUUAUUCACAGCACACAGAUCUGAUUCAUUUCCUAAACUUCUGACCACACAUUGCUCCACUGACCACAUCUCUUUUAUUUACAUGGUCUGCAGAGCCACAUCCUUCACCUAAGUGACACUGAAAGUGUGGAAGAGGGACGUGUAAAUACACAAAGAGUCAGAACGCCUAUCUGUUCCACUGCAGAGACUCCGCCCCUUUAUGCUGGCCCUUGUAGAUGACCACAGAUGAAAAUCUGGGCAUGUCUUUAAAUCCAUAGAAGCCAGUUAGAAGGCAGUGUAGAUAUACAUUUCGGCCUGUUUUGUUAUCAGGAGCUAAGACGAGUCGAGCGUGUCACUGCAGGUUAGAUCACCAACUUAACCGAGUCAUAAACCUGUAUAAAAGUUAAUGUAUGAAUUUAAAGACACGCCCACAUGGAAAUGGUUUCCUGCUCCAAUCAGAUUUGUAGUUUGUGUGAAACACAUUCAGUGUUUAAAUACUUGAUUCAUCAUUAAAAAAGAUAAAUGGUGUGUGUGUGUGUGUGUAUGUGUGUGUGUGUGUAUGUGUGUGUGUGUGUAUGUGUGUGUGUAUGUGUGUGUGUGUGUGUGUGUAUGUGUGUGUGUGUGUGUGUGUGUGUGUGUGUGUGUGUGUGUAUGUGUGUGUGUAUGUGUGUGUGUAUGUGUGUGUGUGUGUAUGUGUAUGUGUGUGUGUGUGUGUAUGUGUGUGUGUAUGUGUGUGUGUAUGUGUGUGUGUGUGUAUGUGUGUGUGUGUGUGUGUGUGUGUAUGUGCACACAUGAAGUUAAAUGAAGGAAUGUGAGUACCCGAGCAGUGACAGAGGGUGGAGUUACGCCUGCGCUCGUGUGAUUGUGUAGCUUCUUAUUUUUGUAUUUUUAUAUUUUUUAUUAUUCUGUCAUGAACACAAUGCUUCUGUUUUGCUCUUAGCGUUAUUUUACACUUAUAACAUGUUUGUGUAGCCGAUUCAUCUGUGUGAAGGUGUCAUGUUAUAUCCCGACACUCCACCUCUGUGUGUGUGUGUGUGUGUGUGUGUGUGUGUGUGAGGACAUUACUUUCAGUUAUGUUUAUGUUGUGUUGUGUUUCAGAUUCACACAUAACAACAGUAAUGCAGUUUAAUACCCCCCCCACACACACACACACAGGUUUUGUCAUUUCCGUGGUGAGGCACUAGUGAUUUAUGAAACAGUGUGUGUGUGUGUGUGUGAUGUUUUUCUACUCGGGAUGUUUGUGUUGUUAAAGUUGAACAGUUGUGUGUUGGAUGUCGGCUCUUCGCUGAUCAGAUCAGCCGCUUUAGAAAGAUCGCUCUUUAAUUUCACAAAAACAUCCAUAAACCUUCAACAAUAAAAUGUCAUCAAUCA